AAAAAAGAAGAGAAAAGCAAGACAAAGGAAGACAAGGACUAUGAGAAAAAAGCGACCCAGAAGAUUCUGAUUCCAGGAGGACCAAAGUUUAGUCAGCUUUCAAAAAUCAUGUAUGUCAACUUUCAGGAUUGUGAGUGUAAUGGUCACUCAAACCGAUGCAGCUACAUUGACUUUGUCAACGUGGUCACAUGUGUGAGCUGUAAGCACAACACGCGAGGACAGAACUGUCAGUAUUGUCGCCUUGGUUACUACAGAAACACUGAAUUGCCGCUGGAGGAUGAGAACAUCUGUCUCGCAUGUGAGUGCAGCACAGAAGGCAGCACGUCUCCGUACUGCUCCGAGUCUGGUCUCUGCAGUUGUAGGAGCGGAACCACUGGGAGGAGCUGUGACUCCUGUCUACCUGGCUAUACCUGGAGAGGAGACGGAGCUGGAUGCACAGAGAACAUGUGUGACUCAGAACGGUUGAUUUGUCAGAAUGGUGGGACCUGCAUAGACUUCCAGAGCUGCGUCUGUCCAGAAAAGUUCACAGGUCCGUUCUGUGAGCGUAACGUCUGUCUCAAGAACAAGAAAUGCCAACAAACUGCUGAAGGCUCCUCCUCCUCGCUGACAUCACAGCUAUACCUGCUAAGUCUUGGUCUGAUCACCUGCAUCUUUUGAUGCUCUGCCUUUGACAUUAUGUCACACAAACUGGUCAUUUCACAGGUGAAUAAAAAUGUGGACAGAAUGAACCUGAAAA
Messenger RNA from Oryzias melastigma (Indian medaka), 736 nucleotides. RefSeq names its product netrin-G2-like. The coding region runs from base 109 to 657 and encodes 182 amino acids. Lineage: Eukaryota; Metazoa; Chordata; Actinopteri; Beloniformes; Adrianichthyidae. The transcript is spliced from 6 exons. The record is from RefSeq and is a predicted model, not a curated record.